Molecule: messenger RNA, 3694 nt
Organism: Cydia pomonella (codling moth)
Lineage: Eukaryota; Metazoa; Arthropoda; Insecta; Lepidoptera; Tortricidae
Exons: 13
Coding region: 1643-2749 (368 amino acids)
Source: RefSeq, a predicted model, not a curated record
AAUUAAGUCGGCAAAUGCGCUAGGGGACUUGGGGGUAUAUGUAUAUUAUUAGUAUAGGAUCUUGGUGAAAGGCACACACAGCAGUCGUGUAUAUUAAAUACAAUUGAUUUUAAAUCUCCAUGCUAUGUAUAGCAACCUGUGCUUCUCUUAGUAAGAAGCGUCAAUUGAAUAACAAUAUUUUUCGAUAGGUACAGAUGCACACAGGCCAAUUUGAACAUACACUGACACAUACCUGACGAUAUUUAAAUGAUUUGAAUCAUAUUAUUUACGGCCCAAUUAGAAGAAUGAGAUACGAUAACGAUAAGUUCUGGUUUAGAUACAUUCUCAUUUAGAUAUCGUUUGUAUGUCGUAUAAUUGACAGAAGCAGCUCGAUUCGGGGUCGGGAUGUGCGCGCGUUGCUCACUUGACGUCCCCGCCGUAGGUAGGUACCUACUGUCAUGUACGUCAAAAUGCAGUCUCUAAGGAAUGUAAACAUGAUAAGAUGUAUGUAUAACCGAAUUGAUGUAAGUAUGUCUGUAAACUUAUAUUACCUACUCCUUUUUAAAAUUCGAAAUUAAUACAGAAGCAACCCUAGUGAGUCGGGCAAGUUUAAGUAUGUACAAAGCCGUCGCUUUUUCCAACUUUUUUUUUUGCAUAUAGGGUACAUGUUUUGGUCUUAUGCAUAGACGAUAGCCCAACCAUCAAAAACCAUUAUGGUAUAAUAAAUAAUGGAAUUAUACGAUAUGAGUAAUGUGUAAAUUCUUGACCCCAGUGUCAGAUUGAUAAACUUCACAAAAUAACGCUUAUUGUACGAGCAAAAUCAUUUAUUCACAACAAAGAAGACGGCUAGAAUUUUAAGUAAUAUACUUUCUAGUACGUAACUUAAAAGUAUGUUAACCAAUUUUUGGAAAACCUACGUAAUUUGUAAUGUUUAUUUUAAAAAAAUCUAACGUACAAUGCACAAUGUAGUAAAACCUUGUAAGUGGAUUUUAAACCUACUUCAAAUAAUCGUAUAAAUAUUAACUCAGUAUACGUAAUUUUAUUCAUUAAGUAUAAUAUUUUGGUACCAUCAAGCAGAUCUGUCAGUGAAGCCUAGGAAUUGUGUAACUUAUCGGUAGGUUUCAAAAUAAUAGUGACAAAUCCCUCGAGUUUGACCUUAGAUAAGAUAUAUUAUCGAAUCGAAUUGGUAUUUUCAAGGCGUAAAGUACGAUUGGACAUAUAGGUAAUUUAAGUAGUUUCAUAUUGGCAAAAAAUAUUUUGUUUUGUCAAGACGUUCCGUUUAAAGGUUUUCAAUUUAAUUUUUAAGUUCUCAUAUAAAAUUAAAUAUUAAGCAAAUGUCGGCAAACAUAAUUAAAUAAGUCCUGUUUCUUUCGUGUGACCAUUUAGCAAUGUCACAAAUAUUCUGGGUAGGUAUAUGACCAUGUUAUCUCAUGUUACAACUAAGACUAGGUAUAUAGAUUGUGACAAUAAUUGCGAGUCGCCAUAUCUUGCUUUCUGUUAUUGAAAUUUAGACCAUCCCAUGUGGCGAAUAGAGGAGAUUUUUGUAAGAAUAAGUUUGACCGAAGGGGACAUUUUAUUUUAGGAGGAUUAGAUGUGGCUGGGUAAGUAAUCAUACAUACAAAUAAAUGGUUUGUGUGAUUAUUUUUAUUCGUGUUCGUGGAAGAUGGGGUCGCGUUGGGCACUCGCGCUUCCGCUGUGCUGCCUCGUCGGAUUAUUUUUCAUAGAUACGGUAAAUGGGUCUGCGGAGGUUACCGCCAGCCGCAGGAAUGGUGCGCCAUCUUCGCCGCAAGACAAUCGGCUUCGCCGUAUCCCGGCUGCCAAGAAAAACCACUACAGAAUUAACGUGAAGACCGGCUCGUUUGAAGUGGUCGACGGUGACAACGACGACACAGAACUAGCGCGUGCGCAGCGGCGUGGAGGGGACGUAGUUACAGUAACCGGCUCAAUGGAAGUCGUCGACGGCGCUAGGAAUGGGACCAAAAUUUGUUUUUCUGGCGACGGCUACGCAUAUUGCAAGAGCGAUCGGGAUGGACAGAGAUCUUCGAAUCCUGAUGUUCGCGGCGGACAAAACAGCAAGUUCGGUCGACAGUUGCCCCGCCGCUGGCCGGGUCAACGCAACAAUACUCUUCCCAAGAAAUCCUUGCAAGAAUUAGCAGAAGAAGCAGCCAAUAGGACUGCUAACGUUAAUGUUGUCAGACCGUCAUCGAGGAUCAGGAAAAUUAGAAAAAACAUUCCCAAGAAGUCCUUGAAGGAAUUAGCAGAAGAAGCAGGCAAUAGGACUGCUACCGGCUCUGACAGAUUGAAAAAUACGUCUCCCCGCCAAAACUCCGUGCCCAGCUUCCAGAAUAUACAAAGUUCCAAGAGGUCCUUGGAAGAGUUGCAAAAACUAGCAAAAGAAGCCGCUAAUAGGACUCCGAGCGUUAAUGCUGUCAGACCGUCAUCGCGAAUCAGGAAAAUUAGGAAAAACAUUCCCAAGAAGACCUUGCAAGAUGUAAUGGAAGAAGCAGCCAAUAGAACUGCUAACGAUAUCACCACCGGUAUCCCGAGCGAUGGCGGCGUCAACCACGCCACACCCGCGCCCGCGCACAACGUACAGCUGCCCCGUUCCUGGCGAACACUCGAAGACUUAUUUGUAAAUAGUCGAAAACCCAGGAGUACUUCGGAACUGUCCACCGGCUCUUGGGCGAUCGUCAGCGGCAACAACACCGCAACCGUCACCAGCGUUUCGGGAUUCGAAAAUCAAAUUAGAAACAACAUUAAAAACAACUAGGCAAUUCAAUAAAUAAGAAGUUCGAAGAACUUAAAAAUAUUGGCGUGCUUCAUGGCUUAUACAUAAUAUUCUAUUAGUGAUUUUAAUAUAGUCGGACCACGCUUUCAUGCCUAAUUCUACGUCAAGCAUAGCGCUCGUAUGGGAUAGGGGGCGUCCAUAAAUUACGUGAGGUGUUUUUUUCAAUUUUCUGACCCUCCCUCCCCCCUUGGUGAGAUGUCGUGAGAUUUUAUUCAACCCCCUUCCCCGUCCCCCAAUCUCACGUGAGAUUUUUCAGAAUGUGGGUUUAUUACGUAAACGCGUUGGAUUGUUUAUUGUAAAAAGAAAAAACAAUUUGGUUCGUGCAUUUAUUUACGACUAGUUUAAGCAUGUACAUACAAUUUGGAUUAAAUGGACCAAAAUAGUAUAAUUUUUUUUUUGUUUCAUUCAGAGAAUAAAUUGCGUGAUAUUUGUCGAGACCCCCCCUCUCCCCAACGUGAGAUUAGAUGAGAUUUGGCUCGACCCCCUCCCCCCUUUAAUCAUCUCACGUAAUUUAUGGACGCCCCCAUAUGUAUGUAUGCACUGUUACUGCCAAGUCAAUGCAAACUUAGCAUGGUCAAGGCCUAGUACAUGUCCUUUCUUUUGUAGGUUUAAGUUCUGUUCUCUAUUCUCAAGUUCACUAGUAAUAACGAUAUGGAUGUCUUAAUUCAGUCAUAAUAUUACCUACGCGUUUAACACGUCAUUUGCAGAUUCCAGAAAAAAAUGAUUUAGUGUUGUUUUAUAAUAUGAAUGGAGGGAUGUUACAUAGGAUGUUAAAUAAAAAAUAUAAGCGUGAUUUGUUUUAUUUCAUUUAUAAACAACAUCAAUCAAAUAACAAUUAUGUGGUUAAGAUCAAAACAAUUAUUUUGUAUAUCUCUACUACCUUAAUUAACAAUUACUUAGCUAAUAAAUGUGCAAAUCAAAAUAGUC